This is a messenger RNA of Rattus rattus (black rat), 2603 nucleotides long. It is a transcript of the gene Gsdme, whose product is annotated as gasdermin E. Gene Ontology annotation, biological process: programmed cell death. Gene Ontology annotation, cellular component: cytoplasm. The coding region runs from base 613 to 2154 and encodes 513 amino acids. Lineage: Eukaryota; Metazoa; Chordata; Mammalia; Rodentia; Muridae. The transcript is spliced from 11 exons. The record is from RefSeq and is a predicted model, not a curated record.
UAGAUGAGAGGCUUGGUUCUGCCUUCAGAGAGAACUUACCCCUGUGAUACUCAACAAGACCCAAGCCUCAAGCAAGUGCAAGGGUUUCCAAGGCCAAGGCAGGGGUUUCCUGGACGAACUGUAAAGCCACCUUACAGCUCACACCCUACUAGUGGCUGAACAGGCUCUGGAGAACGAGGGGUGUGGAGAAGGGAAGGUGGGUGGGAUGAGGGAUCUGUUGCCAGUAGGCCGUAAAAUCAUCCCCACCUUCCUCCUCUAGAGCCAGAUAGAGAACCAGAGCCUGACCCUGGCGGUUGGCAACCUUCCUGGUGUCCCCGGAAGGAAGACAGGCUGUGUCUGAUCAGAAGUAGCCUCUGGUGCUGCCUGGAUCUCCUAGACCAGCUCCCUUGACUCUGCUGCCUGCCUCCCUGCCUCCCUGGUUCAGCCCCGCCCCCGGCGCCAUCCCUCAGUUUGUGGACCGGCUGAGGCUUCCAGGGGCAGGACGGAGCAAAGGUCCAGGCCCUCCCUCUUCUUCUCUCUGGGUGACCCGGGAUCGCGCGCGCGCGCUCGCGGGCGAAAGAGCGGAGCGUUCCGGACGGAGCGGCAGCGCGCGGGUAAUCUCAACCCGUCAAAAUGUUUGCCAAAGCGACUCGGAAUUUCCUUAAAGAAGUUGAUGCUGGAGGAGACCUGAUUUCAGUCUCACACUUGAACGACUCUGACAAGCUGCAACUUCUAAGUCUGGUGACCAAAAAGAAGAGAUACUGGUGCUGGCAGAGACCCAAGUACCAGUUCUUAUCGGCCACCCUGGGAGAUAUUCUCACAGAAGGGCACUGUCUCAGUCCAGUGGUUGUGGAGUCAGACUUCGUGAAAUACGAAAGCAAGUGUGAGAACCACAAGAGCGGGACUAUCGGGACCGUCAUGGGGAAGGUCAAGCUGAAUGUUGGAGGCAAAGGCCUGGUGGAAAGUCAGUCUUCGUUUGGAACCCUGAGGAAGCAGGAGGUAGAUGUGCAGCAACUCAUUCAGGAUGCUGUCGGGAGAACAGUUAAUCUGGACAGCCUGGUGCUCCAGCAGGUGCUAGAGAGCAGGAACGAGGUCCUGUGCGUGCUGACGCAGAAGAUCGUGACAACACAGAAGUGUGUGAUUUCUGAGCACGUGCAGUCGGAGGAGACGUGCGGAGGCAUGGUGGGGAUCCAGACCAAGAUUGUGCAGGUAUCAGCAAUGGAGGACGGGACGAUCACCACGGACACCAAUGUUAUGCUGGAGAUCCCUGCUGCCACCACCAUUGCCUAUGGCAUCAUGGAGCUGUAUGUGAAAAAGGACGGCCAGUUUGAAUUCUGCCUUCUUCAAGGGAAACAUGGUGGCUUCGAGCAGGAGAGGAAAGUAGAUUCUGUCUACUUGGACCCCCUGGCCUACAGAGAGUUUGCCUUUCUGGACAUGCCAGAUGGGGGUCAAGGGAUCUCUUCGCAGGAUGGGCCACUACGUGUUUUAAAACAAGCAACCCUGCACCUAGAGAGGAGCUUCCGUCCCUUUGCAGUGUUGCCUGCCCAGCAGCAGAUGGCGCUGUUCUGCAUCCUGCAGAAAAUCCUGUUUGAUGAAGAACUCCUUAGGGCCCUGGAGCAAGUGUGUGAUGAUAUGGCUGGCGGCCUCUGGUCCUCACAGGCUAUAUUGGCAAUGGAGGAGCUGACAGGCAGUCAGAAGCAGGACCUCACAGCCUUCCUGAAACUGGUGGGAUACAGGGUACAGGGAGAGCAUCCUGGCCCGCAGGAUGAGGUCAGCAACCAGAAGCUCUUUGCAACGGCCUACUUCCUGGUCAGUGCACUAGCAGAAAUGCCAGAUAAUGCCACAGUCUUCCUGGGGACUUGCUGCAAACUCCAUGUUAUUCCAUCGCUGUGCCAUUUGCUCCAUGCUCUGUCUGAUGACAGUGUGUGUGAUUUUCAAGACCCCACCUUGGCUCCUCUGAGAGACACAGAGAGGUUUGGCAUUGUGCAGCGUUUGUUUGCCUCCGCCGACAUUGCCCUGGAGAGGAUGCAGUUUUCUGCGAAAGCCACCAUCCUGAAGGACUCCUGCAUGUUCCCGCUAAUUCUUCAUAUCACUCUUAGUGGGCUUUACAGUUUAAGCAAAGAGCAUGAGGAACAUCUUUGUCAGUCAGAAGUACAUGCUACCGGCCAAGACUAGGCAUGAAGAGCAAGCUAUGAACAGAACAUGUAAUAUGAAUCUACAGGUGGAAAAACAUGUGCAUGAGGAAACGUGUCAAGAUUCAGGAGACCCAGCAGUGACUCUGAAUAAUUCAGAGACUUUGAGAUUGGUACAAAAGGCAAAACAUGUUAUGUCUCCACUUUUGCAUUCUAGUUAGAAUUUUGUAUUAUCCUUCUAAUUAAGGAAAAAAGAACCCUGAAGAUGGGACAUAUAAAAACCCGAGUAUAAACGGGGCUGGGGAGACUGCUGAGGGGGUCUAAGUCUGUCGUGCAAGCGUGGAAACCUGCAGUGGGUCUCUGUGGAGAAUGCCGAGCAUCAUGAUCACCUGCACCACCAGCACGGCAAGGCAGACAGGGCGAUGUCUGGGUUUGCUGGUUUACCAGAGCAGCCAACCAGAGAGCUUCAACUGCAGUCAGAAAGCCUGUCUG